ACCAACAGCAAACCAAUCGAGAAGCAUCGUGCACCUCAGCGGCACGUCGACGAGAGUACACCACCGCCGUCAACGACAACGACGACAUGGGCAACAGCCUGCGGUGCUGCCUGGCCUGCAUGAUCCCCUGCGGCGCUCUCGACGUAGUCCGCAUCGUGCACCUCAGCGGGCACGUCGACGAGUUCAGCUGCCCGGUCGCCGCGGCCUCCGUGCUCGCCGCGCACCCCAACCACACCCUCACCACGGCGUGGUCCCCCUCCGGCGCGGCCGGGUGCGCCUCCAAGAAGCUCGUCAUCGUGUCUUCCGACUCCGAGCUCAAGCGCGGCCGCAUCUACUUCCUCAUCCCAUCGGCCACCCUGCCGGCCGACAGGAGGACGAAGAAGGGCGGUUCCAACAAGAGCAGCAAGCGCUCGAGCCGCCACCACGCCAAGAGCACCGGCGGCACGGCGGAGCAGGACAACUACCUGAGGGAGCUGCUUUCCGAGAAGACCGCGUCGUGCGGCGGCCACCGGAGGCAGCGGAGCGGCGCCCGGGUCGGCGUGUGGCGGCCGCAGCUCGAGAGCAUUGUGGAAGAGGCCUCAGAUUAGAGAUCUCUCUUCUUUGGUUCCGCUUAUUCUUUUGGUUUUCUUUCUGAUUUGCCGAUGUGAAUACCACGAGAAGGUACGUGUUUCCGGCCAGUUCUCGCCUCGAUCCCCUGACGACACUGUAUUGCAAUGUCCAGGGUUGAGCGGUCUAAAUUUAGCUCGGGAGAUGAGGGGAAAAUUGAGACAAAAUAAUUGUAAGAGCCCCAACCUGUACAGAGAGAUUUGGUUGAGUUCAUCCAAACUUUUCAAAC
Molecule: messenger RNA, 835 nt
Organism: Phragmites australis (common reed)
Lineage: Eukaryota; Viridiplantae; Streptophyta; Magnoliopsida; Poales; Poaceae
Exons: 1
Coding region: 87-587 (166 amino acids)
Source: RefSeq, a predicted model, not a curated record